AUGACCAACGAUAACUUCGAUGAGAUUUCCCCAUUUGAUGAGGAUAUCGACGUUGAAGAGCUUCUCGAACUUGAAUUCGAUGAGCUUCCCGAACUUGAUGACCUUCCCGAUUUUGAGGAUGUUCCCGAUUUUGAGGAUGUUCCCGAAUUUGAUGAGUUUCCCGGCUUUGAUGAGUUUCCCGUGCCAUCACCUAGAUGGAGAACGUACAGGGCCGAAACCCUCAAUUCCCAAUGGGAAGGAAUCAGGAACGCUCUUAAAUCAUCGCAACGAAACCAUGUGACGUGUCUAGCGUUCAUGCGGCUAGCCGUUGACUUGGCUCAAGUCCACUCAGAACGCUUUGGUCCUCAGAUCAUUAAAAAUCAACCUCUCGAACCACUUCUAGAUUUCUUCAGAUUCAUGGAAGGCCAGAAGCGCGACCUCCACUAUGAGACUGCCGUGUUCAUGGAAUCCUUCUUGAUGAUGGCAAUCAUUGAAGAGAAAACAAGGAUUUACUCUCAGAUUGGCGCAGAGUACAGCACAGCACAGUCCUAUGAGGACUUUUGGCAGUCGUACUUCAACAAUGGAGGCUAUUCGCACGUGGUCCCGGCAUUCAUUAAAUUUGACGAUCAAGGAGUUAUUAGCUUGGGCGAAGACGAGACGACGAUCUGGGGCAAUGAACGUGAACCAGAAUUUGUCCAAGCUGAUAAGUAUUGGGUGUUUGACGGCGAUGCCGCCCAGGACGGGAUUGUGCGCGUGCGAAGGGACUCUUGA
Molecule: messenger RNA, 750 nt
Organism: Clonostachys solani
Lineage: Eukaryota; Fungi; Ascomycota; Sordariomycetes; Hypocreales; Bionectriaceae
Source: the annotation of a GenBank genome assembly